This is a messenger RNA of Fraxinus pennsylvanica, 687 nucleotides long. NCBI's taxonomy places the organism in Eukaryota, Viridiplantae, Streptophyta, Magnoliopsida, Lamiales, Oleaceae. The record is from the annotation of a GenBank genome assembly.
AUGAGUUCAAUAUUAGUGAUGGAGCAGGAUGCUAAGCUGAACCUGUCUGAUUCAAAUAGAAAGGUGUUUGAGGUUAGUGAAAGUAGUAUGUCGGUGAUACCUUUGGGUGGUUCAAAUGCUCAAAAUUGUGAAAUCUCAACUGAAUUCAGGAAGUCAGAGAUGCAGCUUGAAAAUGAUGGCUCGAAGUCUCUUCACAUGGAUGCAAAGAUCAACUCGGCUUAUAUAAAUUAUCAGGUAUCUGAUGUCAAAUCUGAGUUAAGGGUUCAAGUAAUUUCUGAUUCUGUUUCUGCUGAAUCUGUCUCCAUUACUGAGAAAAAUGAAUUAAAGGUCGCCGUAGUUGCUAACGAUGUCAAAGUCCUAGAACAUAAGCCUGAAAUGGUGCAAUCAUUAUCCGGCUAUGUUGUCACUGAUGAUGGUGAUGAUUCCAUGGAAGAUGAUGUAUUGGAGAGUAAACAGAUGUAUUUUAGAUCUAAUUGUGAUGAAAUAAGAGAGAAAGGUGAUAAAGCUGAAAUUCCCACUAUGAAAGAGGAGGAUAUAUUGGAGAGUAAACUGAUGAAUUCUAAGUCUAACUUUGAUGAAAUGAAAAAGAGAGGUGAGAAACCUGAAAUGCAUGUUGUGAACGAGAAAGAUUAUGUUGAGGUUGCUGAUGAUGAUAAAAUAGUCGGGCCUUUAGUUUUCAAUGCUUGA